Molecule: messenger RNA, 2049 nt
Organism: Talaromyces rugulosus
Lineage: Eukaryota; Fungi; Ascomycota; Eurotiomycetes; Eurotiales; Trichocomaceae
Exons: 1
Coding region: 1-2049 (682 amino acids)
Biological process (GO): potassium ion transmembrane transport; stabilization of membrane potential
Cellular component (GO): membrane
Molecular function (GO): potassium ion leak channel activity
Source: RefSeq, a predicted model, not a curated record
AUGAACGAUCCAGGUUUUGACCCAGCCAUUGCCGAAACAGCAGACAACGUCGAAAGCGGCAAACAAGAUGGCUCAUCAAUGCACAGCGUGGGAAAAGAUGAUCCGGAUACGAGCCUCCGUUGGGUGUCGGCAAACAGAGAGCUUUCAGAGUUCUUACAGCCUGUGAAAUGGUGGUACGCGAGCACUGAGAUCCCGCUCAUCGCAGCAACUAUUGGGCCCAUGGCCAGUGCCUUCAAUAUUUGUUCGCUGGCAGAUCGGUGGAGACAGAUCACCCAGCCAGGGAAAUCGCCAGUAGACUCUAUACACACUUUGGCUGACCCUACACGUGUUGUUGCGAUGAACUCGGCAUCGCUCGCGGCGGCCUUGGUGGCCAAUUUUUGUUUGCUUAUGACCAUGACCAAGCGAAUGCCGUUUAACAUCGCGCAGCCCAUUGUUAUCGUUGGAUGGUACUUAUCAUCCGUUUUACUGGCCGUUGUUCUCAUCACCACGCUUUACAGUGUACGGUCAGAGCGCCAGACCACACCAGGUCUAGAGUUUACGGAAGCCUACUAUUACGCCGCCAUCGCUGCUGCUCUCUAUUUCGUGCUGUCAACUAUGCUUAUCGUCACCGUCUAUGGGGCAUUCAAGGGCCACUACAGUCCUGAGUUUCAUUUGACCAAGAGCCAGCGAACUUUGAUGGUUCAGAACACUGGGUUUUUGAUGUACCUAAUGGUAGGGUCAGCGAUCUAUGCAAACAUUGAAGGAUGGCGGUUUACUGACGCCGUGUGGUGGUCUGAUUUUACCAUCCUCACCAUUGGCAUCGGGUACCCAUCCCCCGCGACUCACCUGGGACGUGGUCUACUUUUCCCAUAUGCCAUUGGUGGAAUCCUCAUUCUCGGUAUCGUUGUCAGCUCAAUCAGAUCACUGGUUAUGGAACGCGGAAAGACGAAGAUGGGCAGUCGUUUAGUCGAGAGAACGCGUCGAGCUGGUGUGAAGAGGAUGAUGUCCAAAUAUGCUCAUGGCGAUGAGAAGAAUACCAAGUUUUGGGAUUUCAAUCCCUUUCGGUUGCAUAUGGAUACUGGUGACUACCAAGACGAAGAAAUAGACGAAGAAGAGCGCCGUAGACGUGAGUUCCAGGCCAUGCGCAGGGUGAGGCGGAUCGCGCAUGUGCAACAUCGCUGGCUAUCGCUUUUGACAUCAACCAUGGCCGUUGCUAUCUUGUGGCUCGUGGGGGCGCUCAUAUUCCAACAUGCUGAAGGCACCCAACAAUGGUCUUACUUCCACGGUUUAUAUUAUGCCUAUACUACUUUACUCACAAUAGGAUAUGGAGAUAUAUAUAACAUAUCCAACUGGGGACGAGCCUUUUUCGUUUUUUGGUCUUUGCUAGCUGUCCCUACAAUGACUAUUUUCAUUUCAAAUCUGGGAAAUACAGUUAUCAUCGCAUUCCGAGAUUUUAUGAACUAUAUUGGUGAAAUUACGUUUUUACCCGGCGAGCUAGGAUACAGAGAGCGGUUCAAACAGUUCUACAAGCAAACAAAAGCCCUCAUCCUCUUAUCCGGAGAGGAAGAACCAGCGCCGAAGUCAGCAACUGCCAAUGACAACGGGGAUGGACCCGUAGCCCAUGCAGAAGAGGUGCUCGCAGAAGCACAACUUGAAGAAGAGGAAGAAGCGCGACAACGCGGUGAUAUCGUUGCAGAGAACAUUCAUCACCAUCAAUAUAUACUCAUCAAGGAAAUACGACAGAUGUACCACUACGUGAAUGCUACGCCACCAAAGGAAUUUGAGUACGAAGAAUGGGUGUAUUUCCUCAAGCUUCUCGGCGAGGAAGAAACAUACAGCGAGCGUCAUCGGAAACCGUACAGUAGCAAUCCAAAGGAUGAAGAGGAAAGAAAGAAAUGGAGUUGGAUUGGUCACCGGAGUCCGCUCUUGGGAGAUAAGCAGGAGGCUGAGUGGCUAGUGGAGGCUUUGUCAGACAAGCUGGAGAGAGAGUUGAAGAGCCUUAGGGACGAGAAGCGAGACAUCAAUUAUCACCGAAGAAGUCAACAUCUAAGCGGUUCUGAUAAACAAUAG